This is a messenger RNA of Etheostoma spectabile (orangethroat darter), 725 nucleotides long. RefSeq names its product ladderlectin. The transcript is spliced from 7 exons. The record is from RefSeq and is a predicted model, not a curated record. Bases 163 to 690 code for a protein of 175 amino acids. NCBI's taxonomy places the organism in Eukaryota, Metazoa, Chordata, Actinopteri, Perciformes, Percidae.
AGUAGUAGUAAUGGCAGUCUGCUCUCAGUUUCCUUUUUUCUGAGAGAUGAUGAGAUAAGUCGCUGUUUUUAAGUGCUGGUCUUCCUCUUGUUCAGCACCUCGUCACAGGACGGCUAAAAGAAGAGAAGAAGAAGACAUUCAGCGGCAGCUCCCACCUUCACCAUGAAGACCCUGACUGUGUUGGCACUGGUUUGUGCCGUGACGGCUCUGACUGGAGCUGCUCCUCCUCGAGAGGAAAAGGCUGAUGAAGACCAAACAGCUGAUGUUAAUCUGGUGAAGAGAUGGACCGUACGAGGCUGCUCCAGGCCUUGGUCCAGGUCCAACGACCGUUGUUUCCUCUACGUUGCGAGACCCAUGACCUGGGCUAAAGCUGAGAAACACUGUGAGUCCCUGGGAGGAAACCUCGCGUCCGUCCGCAGCCUCCAGGAGUACCACGAGAUUCAGAUGAUGAUGAUGACCGGCCAUCAUGGGUUCGAAGAGACUUGGAUUGGAGGCAGUGAUGCACAAGAGGAAAAGCAGUGGUUCUGGAGCGAUGGCACACCUUUCCACUACUCCAACUGGUGUCAAGGAGAGCCUAAUAACGGUCGUGGCAGUCAGCAUUGUUUGCAAAUGAAUCAUGGAGCUCAGAAAUGCUGGGAUGACAACAACUGCAGCGUUAGAAGACCGUCUGUCUGCUCCAAGAAAGCCUGAUGAUGAACCCGACACAGAAGCAUAACGGACCCGGA